Molecule: messenger RNA, 1248 nt
Organism: Penicillium verhagenii
Lineage: Eukaryota; Fungi; Ascomycota; Eurotiomycetes; Eurotiales; Aspergillaceae
Product: putative mitochondrial carrier protein
Exons: 2
Coding region: 1-1248 (415 amino acids)
Biological process (GO): magnesium ion export from mitochondrion
Molecular function (GO): magnesium ion transmembrane transporter activity
Source: RefSeq, a predicted model, not a curated record
AUGAGCCUGACCUCGCGAGUGUUCGGUCUGUUUUCGACAACGGCAACUUCGGACCCUUCGACCAGUGAUCCUCCCACUUCUAUCCCUCACACGCCAUUUGUAACGCAUAAUGAGAUAGCCGUCGGUACCGUCCGCCAUGCGCGGGACAGAGAUGUGCUAGAGGACGAAGAAGAGCCCCGUCCGCCGUACCUACAUGCAAUGUUGGCUGGAGGAAUUGGAGGUACAUGCGGUGAUAUGUUAAUGCAUUCGUUGGAUACCGUCAAGACCAGGCAACAAGGCGACCCGACCUUUCCUCCGAAAUACACAUCCAUGACCUCGUCCUAUGCAACCAUCUAUCGCCAGGAAGGAUUUUUACGAGGGUUAUAUGGUGGUGUGAUCCCCGCAUUUUGGGGUUCCUUCCCAGGAACGGUCACCUUUUUCGGCGUGUACGAGUUCACCAAACGUGUGAUGCUCGAUCACGGAAUCAAUCCCAACAUUGCCUAUCUCUCCGGUGGUUUCUUUGCCGACUUGGCUGCGUCGAUUGUUUAUGUGCCUUCGGAGGUGCUCAAGACCCGGCUCCAGUUGCAGGGCCGAUACAACAAUCCUUUCUUCCGUUCGGGAUACAACUACCGCAGCACCACCGAUGCAUUCCGAACGAUCGUGCGCCAAGAAGGUGUGUCAGCCCUGUUUCACGGAUACAAGGCCACUAUUUUCCGAGACUUGCCAUUUUCUGCUCUGCAAUUCGCCUUUUAUGAACAAGAACGAAACUUAGCUAAAGAAUGGGUUGGUCAGCGGGAUAUUGGGUUGGGUCUGGAAAUCCUCACCGCAGCGACGGCUGGCGGUAUGGCUGGUGUGAUUACCUGUCCGUUGGAUGUGGUGAAGACGCGUAUUCAAACCCAGCAAAAUCCUCCGGUAAACCCCACUGGAUCAUCUGGAGCCAAACACAGCGGUGAUCAUACCCCGAAAGAAAGUCCUCGACCACAUGCUCCUGGAUCAUCCCAUUCAUCCUCGAAAACACACACGCGACCGAUCUCCACGUCCUCCCCAUCUACAUCAGUUGCACCCCCUGGUGCGCCACGAUUAGAUACAUCAUCCGUAUUCACGGGUUUGAAGAUGAUCUACCGCACAGAGGGGCUUGCGGGGUGGUUCCGCGGCGUGGGUCCACGCGGCGUGUGGACCAGCAUCCAAUCUGGAACGAUGUUGGUCAUGUACCAAUACUUACUUAAACAAAUCGAGGCUUACCAGGGCCUGGAAGGCUCAUCUCUGUGA